Molecule: messenger RNA, 4004 nt
Organism: Solea solea (common sole)
Lineage: Eukaryota; Metazoa; Chordata; Actinopteri; Pleuronectiformes; Soleidae
Product: extracellular calcium-sensing receptor-like
Exons: 5
Coding region: 1991-3664 (557 amino acids)
Biological process (GO): G protein-coupled receptor signaling pathway
Cellular component (GO): membrane
Molecular function (GO): G protein-coupled receptor activity
Source: RefSeq, a predicted model, not a curated record
ACUGAUAGUGACAUAUAACUGAGUAAAUGUCAGUAGAGUAAAUUGUGCUUCAAGAGUUGGUUUAUAAAUUGUAACCCUAAAGUGCCUAUAUUAAAAUGUAAUUACUUAUCUGACCUGUUCAGGAUUUUCCCCGACCUUUCGCCCUAUGUCAGCUGGGAUUGGCACCAGAGCCCCCAUGAUCCUCAUCUGAGGAUAAAGCAGUAGUGAAUGAAUGAAUGAAUGAAUGAAUGACUUAUCUGUUGAUUGUUCCAGCAUCUUAUUUGUUGAAUAUCUACUUCUGAUUAGUCUGUCACUUGUCAACUAUCCUAAAGGUGACUGUCAACAGAAUACUAGUUGGAAAACUACACUCACAUGUGUCAGAACCAUAUAAUUAAUGUCAAAAACAGUAGAGUACACUAGAUAUAAAGAAGUUGCUCCUGAUUAUCUGUUGAAUCUGUUGAAACAUAAAUCACAGAACUGUUAAAUUGUAACAGAAGCUAAGAGAGGCAGAUGAUUACAGAUCAUCAGAUGAGGAAACCCAUUUCGGCCGCUUGUAUCCAUGAUCUUGUUCUUUCAGUCACUACCCACAGCUUGGGACCAUAGGUGAGGGUCAGAAUGUAGAAUGGCUGGUCAAUUGAGAGCUUUGCCUUUAGGCUCAGCUCCUUCUUCACCAUGACAGACUGAUGUAGAGCCCACAUUACUGCAGGUGCAGGUCUGUUGACCUCUCGCUCUAAUCUUCCCUCACUUGUGACCCCGGGAUACUUACACUCCUCCAUUUGGGGCAGCAUCUAACUCCCGACCCAGAGAGGGCAGUCCACCCUCUUCAGGCUGAGGACCAUGGUCUCGGCUGGAGGUGCUGAUUCUCAUUCCAGCCGCUUCACACCCGGCUGCAAACUGCUUCAGUGAGAGUUGAAGAUCACAGCACGAUGAAGCAGGACCACAUCAUCUGCAAAAAGCAGACCCAAUCCUGGGCCCACCAAACCGGACUCCCUCAAUUCCCUGGCUGCAUCUAGAAACUCUGUCCAUAAAAGUUAUGAACAAAAUCAGUGACAAAGGGCAGCCCUGGCAGCCCUGGAAGCGGACCCGACUUACUGCCAGCAAUGCGGACUAGGAUCUCCACCCCAUCUCCACUUGGCGGUGCACUGCUUCCCCCUCCUGAGUCACCGGAUCGCUGACCAGAAUCUCCUCGAAGCUGACCAGAAAUUGUUUUACAUGGUCUCACCAAACUCCUCUCACAUUCAAGUUUUUGCCUUAGCGACCAUUGAAGCCGUAUUCCGCUUGGCCUGCCAGUACCUAUCAGCUGCCUCUGGAGUCCCACAGGCCAAAAGUACCUCUCUUCACCGGAAUCAUGUGGCCGCAGGUUCAACAACAUGACUAAAAAGUCGAUCAUCGACUCAUGGCCAAGGGUAUCCUGGUGCCCAGUGCACAUAUGGACACCCCUAUGCUUGAACAUGGUGUUCAUUAUGGACAAUCCAUGGCAAGCACAGAAGUCCAACAACAAAGCACAACUCGGGUUUGGAUCGGGGGGCCGUUCCUCCCAAUCACACCCCUCCAGGUCUCACUGCCAUUGCCCACAUGAGCAUUGAAGUUCCCCAGCAGAACCAGAAAAUCCCUAGCAGGAGCACUUUCUAGCACCCCUUCCAGGGACUCCAAAAAGGGUAGGUACUCUGAACAGCUGUUCUGUGCAUAGGCACAAGCAACAGUCAGCUGUUGAACUGCAACUUCAUAUAACCACACAUACACUUAAUGUCUGUCAGACUCUAUUAUUAUUAUGUCUGUUUUUUUAAGCUUUUGUUAGGAGGGUCUUAGAGGAAGCUUACUUACUAGGACAAAUACAACCCAGGUUUGUGUAUCUACUGUGGAAACUAGAGUACACUUUACUGGUGUGAAAGUAUGACUUGUAUACAUGUUAUAAUGCAACAUUCAGGUGGUAAGGCAGAAUGUGACAGGCCUGCAGUGGAUUGCCAGUGUAGACUGGACGUCAGUUGCUGUGCUCCAGACGCCUGACCUCAUGCCGUAUCUGGGUGGAACACUGGGCAUUGCCAUCCGUCGAGGAGAAAUACCAGAGCUUCGUGAUUUCCUGUUACAAAUACGACCUGACCUACAUCACAACACCACUCAUGAGAAUUACAUGGUGAAUCAGUUUUGGGAAAACACUUUUCGGUGUAGAUUUGAACCACCACCAGCAGAUUGGGCAGAAGCUGGAGGAGAAUUAUGCACUGGACAGGAAGCUAUAGAGGAUGUGGAGAGUGAGUUCUUGGACACUUCAGACCUCAGGAUAGACUAUAAUGUGUAUAAAUCUGUGUACGCUCUGGCGUAUGCUCUUGACGACAUGCUGCAGUGUGAACCAGGGAGAGGACCAUUCAGCAACAACACCUGUGCUCAUUUACAACGACUGGAGCCAUGGCAGAUGAUAUAUUACUUGGAAAAAGUCAACUUCACCACAACAUUUGGUCAUCAAGUGUCAUUUGAUGAGAAUGGUGAUGCCAUACCUGUAUACGACAUCAUGAACUGGGUGUGGCUCCCUGAUGGAAGAACGAAAGUUCAGAGAGUGGGUGAGGUUCAGAGGUCAGCCUUCAAAGCUGAAGAACUCACACUGGAUGAAGACAAAAUCUUCUGGAACUUUGAAUCCAAACAGCCUCCUCGGUCAGUGUGCAGUGAGAGUUGUCCUCCAGGUACCCGCAUGGCCAGAAAGAAGGGGGAACCUGAGUGUUGUUUUGACUGUGUCCCUUGUUCUGAGGGAAAGAUCAGCAAUAUGACUGACUCCAUGGAGUGCACCAGUUGUCCAGAAGAUUUCUGGUCCAGCCUGCAGCGUGACCACUGUGUUCCUAAGCAAACAGAGUACCUCUCCUAUUAUGAACCUCUGGGUAUCUGCUUGACAUUCACCUCACUGUUGGGCACGUUUAUCUGCAUUGUUGUUCUGGGCAUCUUCAUCCAUCAUCACAGCACACCUAUAGUUCGUGCCAACAAUUCAGAACUCAGUUUUCUUCUCUUGGUUUCACUUAAAUUGUGUUUCUUGUGUUCCUUGCUCUUCAUUGGACGACCCAGACCGUGGACUUGUCAACUGAGACAUGCAGCAUUUGGCAUCAGCUUUGUGCUUUGUGUCUCAUGUAUCCUGGUGAAAACCAUGGUGGUUCUGGCUGUGUUCAGAGCCUCCAAACCAGGAGGUGAGUCCAGUCUCAAGUGGUUUGGUGCUGUGCAGCAGAGAGGGACAGUUCUGGUUCUGACUUCUAUUCAAGCAGCAAUCUGCACUGUCUGGCUUGUCUCUGCUUCACCAAUGCCUUAUAAAAACACCCAGUAUUACAAUGACAAGAUAGUUUAUGAGUGUGUAGUUGGGUCCACAGUUGGUUUUGCAGUUUUACUUGGUUAUAUUGGUUUACUGGCCAUCCUCAGUUGUUUGUUAGCCUUUUUAGCAAGGAAUCUUCCGGACAGUUUCAAUGAGGCCAAACUCAUCACUUUCAGCAUGCUGAUCUUCUGUGCAGUGUGGGUGGCCUUUAUCCCUGCUUACAUCAACUCACCAGGCAAAUAUGCAGAUGCAGUGGAGGUAUUUGCCAUCCUAGCCUCCAGUUUUGGCCUCUUGGUGGCGCUGUUUGGACCUAAAUGUUAUAUAAUCCUUGUGAGACCAGAGAGGAACACAAAGAAAGCCAUCAUGGGUCGUGGCAUGGGUUCAGAAAACCCAAUUUAAUAAUAGUUUCUGUCCAAACUAAAUAAAAUGGAUAAAUAAUAAAAUGAUACAUAGACCUAUUUUUCAAUCUUCACCAUGAUGCAGUGAAGGUGUGCUACAACUAGAUUAUUCUUGGAAUUCUUCUCACUUUUUUAUUUUCCAUGUCUGUGAACAGUUCAUUUACUUUCUGCUCAUAUAGUGCACGAAAAAAAGACUGAGGUGACAAAACAAUUGAUUUUGCUUGAACAGACUCAGCCAUUAUGAAACAGUCCUCUGUGAAUGAAACAAAACAAGUCCUCGGUAAAGUGCCAUGAAUACAGGAAAAUAGUGGGGUUGUAUUGUUGAGGAAUACAAUACAACA